CGGGAUUGGUGCUGGAAUUCGGUGCGCCGAGUUGUUCCUUGCUCGAUUAGACUUCCGGUUCGGUUCGCUUCGUUCCAAUCGGGGUUUGCUGCUUCCGCCGCCACCGGUGCGCUCCGAGCUGCUCAAGCUGGGCGCCGGAUACCCUCUCGGGCUGCCCGAUCUGAUUCAGUCCCCAACACCACCCCCGCUCCGCCGCUGUGGCUGCCGCUCCCCUCCCCGCUGACUCCGGCGCCAUUUCGACCCGCGCGGCCGGAUCCUUGGAUGGUUCCGAUCGAUCCGGGACCAAGAGACCCAAGGCUUCGUCACCUCACCCGGGCCCCGGCGCCGGUGGAUCCAUGGCCGGGGAGAAGGCGCCGCGCGCGUUCUCCAUCGAGGAGCUCCCGGGCCACCUCAUCGGGGAGGUCCUGACCUCGGGUGGGCUCGCUGCCGCCGACCUCGCGAGGCUCGAGGCCACCUGCCGCGCGCUCAGGCCGCUCGCCGAGUACGCCGCGUCCAAGCUCUGCGCCGCGCGGGCGGCGUUCGCUGCCAUGGGGCCAGCCGCCCGGGGUGAGCUGCUGGAGAGGUGCGGGGGAAGCUGGAAGAGGGUGCUCAGGUUCCUGCAGUCCGUAGAGCAGUCGUCAGGCACCGUCGAGACCUCAUCGGGCAGCAUGCAAGUAGCCACAGGAAGAUAUCACACACUUUUGGUCCAUGACUCUUCUGUCUAUUCUUGUGGAUCCAGCUUGUGUGGUGUGUUAGGUCAUGGCCCAGAUACUACACAAUGUGCAGCAUUCAGUCGGGUUUCCUUCCCAUCACUUUCCCGUGUUAUAAACAUCUCUGCUUCACACAACCAUGCUGCUUUUGUUACGGAGUCUGGGGAGGUUUUCACCUGUGGUGAUAAUUCAUCAUUAUGCUGUGGUCAUGGCGAAGUGGGGAGAACUAUAUUUCGACCAAUGCAAGUAGAAGCGCUUAAAGGGAUUCCCUGCAAGCAGGUUGCUACUGGUCUAAGUUUUACUGUGAUUCUUACAAGGGAUGGACAAGUAUAUACUUGUGGAAGCAAUACACAUGGCCAACUUGGUCACGGUGACACCAUAGACAGGGCCACUCCAAAGCUUAUAGAAUUGUUUGAAGGCCCCACUCAGGUGGUGCAGAUUGCAGCCGGCGCAAGCUACACUUUUGCUGUAACAGAUGAUGGGACUGUUCAUUCGUUUGGGUCUUGCACUAAUUUCUGCCUUGGACAUGGGGAUCAGCAUGACGAACUUCUUCCUCGUGCAAUCCAAUCAUUUAAGAGGAGGAACAUUCAUGUAGUCCGUGUUUCUGCUGGAGAUGAGCAUGCUGUGGCUCUUGAUGCACUAGGACACGUUUAUACUUGGGGCAGAGGAUACUGUGGAGCCUUAGGUCAUGGUGAUGAGAACGAUAAAACUAGCCCAGAAUUGAUCGGCAGCUUGAAGGGCCAAGUUGCUGUGCAGGUAUGUGCAAGGAAGAGGAAGACGUUUGUCCUCACGGACGAGGGCUCAGUUGUUGCGUUUGGAUGGAUGGGUUUUGGGAGUCUAGGGUUUCUUGACCGAGGAACAUCAGACAAAGUAAUGAGGCCCCGCGUUCUUGAGAGCCUGCAGGAUCACUACGUCUCCCAAAUAAGCACCGGACUGUAUCACACUGUCGCAGUGACAAAUAAGGGCAUUGUAUUCGGGUUCGGGGACAACGAGCGAGCACAACUUGGGCAGGAGUACAUUCGUGGGUGCUUAAAACCUACCGAGAUAAUGUUCCAAAAGAGUAUCGAAGACAUACCAAUUGCGGCGCCUAGUGGUUGACCUCAAGGCCAAGAGGCCAAGACCACCAUUUUGGACACUGUUGCCUGCAUAUAUGUUGUACUUAUAUUGAAAUUCUUCUCGGUAAGUGUAUUUUAUACUUUGUGAUUUGUGAUGAACGGGGGAGGACGGAAGAGCAAAGUUGGAGGACAGUGUUGUGUUGUGUAGCCAAAGAAGCAUGUAGUUUAGUAACGUGUGAUGUACCGAAUAAUUCAACCCACCAUUUUUAUUCUGUAUAAAAUUUAUUGGUGUGUUUGUAUUC
This is a messenger RNA of Zea mays, 2046 nucleotides long. Its product is annotated as putative regulator of chromosome condensation (RCC1) family protein. The coding region runs from base 336 to 1787 and encodes 483 amino acids. Lineage: Eukaryota; Viridiplantae; Streptophyta; Magnoliopsida; Poales; Poaceae. The transcript is spliced from 6 exons. The record is from RefSeq and is marked provisional.